Hypanus sabinus (Atlantic stingray) is the source of this 1209-nucleotide messenger RNA. RefSeq names its product 6-phosphofructo-2-kinase/fructose-2,6-bisphosphatase 4-like. Lineage: Eukaryota; Metazoa; Chordata; Chondrichthyes; Myliobatiformes; Dasyatidae. The annotation marks the transcript as partial. The record is from RefSeq and is a predicted model, not a curated record. Gene Ontology annotation, molecular function: 6-phosphofructo-2-kinase activity; ATP binding; fructose-2,6-bisphosphate 2-phosphatase activity. Gene Ontology annotation, biological process: fructose 2,6-bisphosphate metabolic process. The transcript is spliced from 4 exons. Gene Ontology annotation, cellular component: cytosol.
UGGCAGUGACCUGCUUUGACCAUUGUUGUAAUCUGUUUCUUCUCCUCCAGUCGUAUGAAGAUUUGGUUCAGCGCCUGGAGCCAGUGAUCAUGGAGCUCGAGAGGCAGGAGAAUGUUUUAGUCAUCUGUCACCAAGCCGUCAUGCGCUGCUUGCUGGCGUAUUUCCUCGAUAAAACAGCAGAGGAGCUUCCAUACCUGAAGUGCCCCCUGCACACCGUCUUAAAAUUGACCCCAGUGGCAUAUGGAUGUAAAGUUGAAUCCAUUUUCCUCAAUGUUGAAGCUGUCAACACACACCGAGAAAGACCAGAGAACGUGGACGUUUCAAGACCUUCUGAGGAAGCCCUGGUCACGGUCCCUGCUCACCAGUGAGGCUGCAUCUUAAUGGGGCUUACCCUCACCGUCCAACCUCGCCACACUACUUGUUCUUAUUUCAAAUCCUGCUGAUAAGCGUUUCUACGUUUGGUUGUUUUAUUAAAAGUUUAUAGAUGAAAUGUGAUGCACAAGACUCUUCAGGCCAUGCAGUGAAGAACUUUGACUGAACACUCUUCUGUCUGGCUGCGUGACUGUGUCAAUUUCUGACUAUAUGUGCUUACCUACUGGACUUGGCCGAUUUGGCACUGCCUUUAAAGCAGUAAUUUGUCACACAGCUGAUCAGGGGAAGAUGAGAUGUAGUAAUGAAAACAUUAGAAGCGUUUACAUUUAUAACUUCAUGCAUUUGGAAGUUUAAGAUGAUGAAAAAUUAAUUAACUCCUGAUAGAGUGAACGUGGGGAGAUAUCUAACUCUGUCUUUGGAAAUUAGAUGUAUAGUAAUUUAUGUUGACUAACAGGAGUCUUACUGUGUGGAUAGUAAUGAUACAUGAUUAUUACUAAGUCAAUGUUCAAUGUCUCUGUGCACAGCUGCCUUAGCCUCAGUAAUAUGGAGAGUCUUAAUUGGGCAGGAGCUGUCAGUAAUGUUCCUGUCCAACCAUAAAGGGCUCUGCAAUUGGGGAAAGACAUCUUCCUUCAAAACAAUUAAUGUGUAAAAUUGGAAGAGGUUCUUUUUAUCCAACAGUGUUACUAUUGGACAGUGUCACACUGUAAAUCAUUUUCAUUGUUAACAUGCCUAUUUAAAGCCAAGCUUUGAUUGACAAAUAUUUCGUUAGGCAGAGAUCUGCUUAUUUUGUUUCUCAGGCCUCAAAUGUGAUUUUAAUUAAAAAAGAAUAAUAGUUAA